AUGACGUCGACGUUCUUCAUCCUCGUCUCUUUAUUGGCUUUCGCGAAUGGCGGACUCGUCGGGGCACCUGUCGUUCCAUUAACCAACUUCGUUCCUAGUCCUUUAUAUUCAUUUGCAUACGACGUCAAGGAUUCUUUAACCGGAGACUUUAAAAGUCAAGUUGAAAGUCGCAGCGGCGGCUACGUCCGGGGGCAGUACAGCGUUAUCGAUCCCGAUGGUACGAAACGCAUUGUGGAUUAUACCGCUGAUCCUAUUCAUGGAUUCAACGCCGUAGUGAGGAAAGCUCCGAUCGUCAAAGUGGUUCCUCCGGUGGCGGUGGCUCCGGUGCCAGUGGCGCCGGCCCCCGUGCCAGUAGCGCCAGUUUUCCCGCCGCCGGCCUUCGCGAGGGUCGCGCCGCCCCAUGUACAUGCACCGGUGGCAUAUAAGUAUUUCUAGAUUGUGGUGGAGAUGGCUGAUUUUUGCAGUAUUAUACAUACAAUUGCCUAGUC
Zophobas morio is the source of this 488-nucleotide messenger RNA. RefSeq names its product larval cuticle protein A2B-like. Bases 1 to 435 code for a protein of 144 amino acids. The record is from RefSeq and is a predicted model, not a curated record. The transcript has 2 exons. Gene Ontology annotation, cellular component: extracellular matrix. NCBI's taxonomy places the organism in Eukaryota, Metazoa, Arthropoda, Insecta, Coleoptera, Tenebrionidae.